Molecule: messenger RNA, 2887 nt
Organism: Epinephelus fuscoguttatus (brown-marbled grouper)
Lineage: Eukaryota; Metazoa; Chordata; Actinopteri; Perciformes; Serranidae
Gene: ccdc61
Product: coiled-coil domain containing 61
Exons: 13
Coding region: 1028-2587 (519 amino acids)
Cellular component (GO): centrosome
Source: RefSeq, a predicted model, not a curated record
AGAUGACUGGAGACACUGAUGGAGGGCUCGUCUGAGGAAAUGUUUGCCUAUCAUUAAAGUUGUGUACUGUGAAUUGCAUGGGUUUUAUGAAUAGGCCGAUGUAUCUGUGCCAAUAAUAUGUUGCAUUCAUGUUAAUUUGUAUUUAAAAACAAACUUAAAUCUAAAUUUAAAUUAUCAAGCAACAAUUUGGUGGCCCCCCUGCAGUAUCUCUGAGGAGCCCCUGGGGGUCGUAGACCAAAUGUUGAAGUACCAGGGCCUAUGACAUCACAAAUAGUUUUAGCACUCUAGUUUUUAGAUUUGGGAGACAGCUGUUUAUAUUUACCAAUAUUUUUGGGACUGUCAUAGACCAUAAUAAUAACAUACAUGACUUCUGAAAAUGGGUGUAGUUCCCCUUUAAUGUGCUCAACAACAGUGAGUAUUUAAAAUAUGAAAUAUAUAAUUUAGUGGUAAAUUGGCUGCUUGGUGUUAUAGGGUUACUGACAUGGAUUGCUCGUGACACUGCGUGACUGAUGUUAACUGUUAAUCAGUUACUGCCAGUGAAAAUAAAGAUUUUUUUAUCUAUAAUUAUCUAUUGUGUGCCUAUAUCAAUGUCUAACUUAAAUUUGUCAGAUUCUGUUAUUGGGGAUUAAAUGGUGAAGCACUUAGAUUGUUAUAUUGCUACUUAUAUCUACAACUUGAUCCACCACUAUUGAUUUUCUGCAUCCUCUUGCUGUAGUGUGUGUUCACGACCUGUGGAGGGCAGCGACACGCCUGAGAGGCGAUGAGUCUCCGUAAAGUUGGAGCAGAAGAAGAAGCAGCAGAGCCAGAGCAAAGUGAAGAAGAAGAAUUUAACGGUUCCCGGUUGUUGAACCGCUCCCGUCUCCACGGUGCCGGUGGCUUCCAAAUUGUUUUGGACUGUAUUGUACCAGUGGCACCAACCAAGCGGCUAGCUGCUUCAUUAACUUCACCUAGCUAACGCACCGAGUAGCUAUGUGUUGACACAACUCACCUCAUUACGGAGCAUUACUACGACCAAAGACCCAGAGCGAUGGAGGAGGGCUCUGAGGUGAUUGAGGAUAUUGUAUUUCGAGGAGUGGAGUUCUCUGUGAAGAUUGAGCUGGACAAGGGUUUGCUGAUAGUAGAAAUCUCCGACUCAGUGACAGCAGAUCAAUGGAGAGGGGAUUUUGAUCCAGCAUACAUUGAGGACCUCACUCGCAAAACUGGCAACUUCAAGCAGUUUCCUAUUUUCUGCAGCAUGUUGGAAUCAGCUGUUAGAAAGAUGAGUGACUCUGUUACACUUGACCUCUUGACCUACGCUGACCUGGAGCUGCUACGUAACAGAAAAGCUGGAGUGGUUAGUCGUCCUCGCGGCCAUCAGCAGGCAUCUGCUCUCACUGCCAAAAGAUAUCUAAUCCUCAUAUAUACUGUAGAGUUUGACAGGAUACACUACCCAUUACCUCUGCCCUAUGUGGGUAAGCCUGACCCGGCUGCCCUGCAGAAAGAAGUCAGAGCUCUGAGGGCUGAGCUCAGCACCAUCUCCUCCCAUGGAGUAAACAAAUCUGCAGAACUAGAAAUACAGCGGCUACGAGCAGAGCUGGCUCGGGUUAAAGAGGAGAAGGAAGCCAUGGCUAAGGUUCUGGAGCGACUGCAAAUCGGUGGAAGUGGUUCCACAUCUGGACAAGAGGACUGGAGAGCCAGAGAUGUGGUGAGGACGCUGGAGGAGCAGCUUGUCAAGGAGAGGGCCAAAAGUCAGCGCUCGGCGAGCAAGAGAUGCCAGGAGCAGCGACUCCUAAUGGAGCAGUUGGAGGAGCUGAGAGCAUCAGAGUGCGCUCUCCGUGUCCGUGUCAAAAGUCUCACCAGUGAACUGGCGUUACUACGAAGAGGGUUAGACAAUCUCAGCAUCAGAGUGACUCCUGUGUCCGGUCGCAUCAGCUCUCGAGUUGAUGGGGAAAUCUAUCGCUCGCUCUCCCGUGAGAGGAGGUCAGGGUACGGGACAGUCAGGGCUCGCUCAGGAUCCAGAGAACGAAUGGAGAACAGAGGGCAAAGAUUGGAGGAGAGGGGAAGAAGAGCGGACUCGUCAGGACCACGUGCUCAUAUACCCAGGCCGUCACCUUCUCCCACUGGGUCUCGGAUACAGCGCUUUGACCCAACUGCUUACAUCCAGGACCGACAGCGCAGACAGAAAGAGGCCGAGCUCAAAAAACAGAGGAAGGCACGGAGGGACAUGCUGACAUCACCCAUUGUCCCUGAGAGAGGGCGUUCGCGUUCCAGAGAGGCCUAUCCUCAGAUGACCCGCUCUGGCAGCAGAGGCAGGAGUUUAUCAGUGGAGCGGAGAGGGAGCAGGAACUCCUCUGAAAGCUCGUUAGUGGAUAUGGAUGAAAUGGCCAAAACUCUGUUCAGAGGAGGGAAACAGACUUACAAUGGACCCAGUGUGGUGAGUGACAUGUCUAGAGGAGGCCUUUUGACCAGGAAGCCAUUAUGCAGCACUCCAACACACAGAACAAAAGACAAAGACAGCUCCAUAGAUACAGGUGCUGAGCUGUCAGAGAUUGAUGCCAGGCUGCUGGCACUUCAGGAGUACAUGAGGGACCUGGAUACAGGACACUAACAGCUACUGUACAACCUGCUGCACAGGCCACUCCAUGUUAGCUGAUAACUGCACAGCUUGAAGCUCGGCCAUCUUUUUUCAGACUGAGUUGUGAGUGACGGGUUCACCACAGUAUACCUGUCCAUGUAAGAGACUAAAACUCCAUCUGGAAGAUCAGACUUCCAGGACUCGAGGAAACUAUAGCCAUCACUGUGAAGGACUACUUUUUGUGGACAGAAAUUAUUUUUUUAAUGUACCAAGUUUUUAUUAUUUAACUUAAAAGAUUACUGUGUCUGAGUAGUGUUUUUUUUUUUUUUUUUU